ACAUGAAGCGUACUUCUCCGAGAAACAAAUAGGUUUAACCAAACGAUCGUCUUCACCAGCCAGCGAAGUUUGGCUCAACGAUUGUAACACUGAUCACUGCGUGAGUGCUGGCAUGGCCGGUUUUUGGUCGAAUGACUUGGACUAUGUGCUCUGCCGGACCCCUGAUCCCGUGGAUCCAUUUCUUAAUGCAACUGGUGGUGUAGUUUUAGAUCUAUCUUCUACUGAUCCACCUAGCGAAUGUCCGUCUAAUCAUGUCAUAACAGCUAUUGCUGAUCUCAAUAAUUACUACUACAUUCGCCUAGACGAAGCCAAGUGUCUCCCUCUGGCAGAGAAAUGGAAGAUCGACUACUUUCGGUGUGUCAUAAAGACGGUGGUAGCAGCAAGGGCACCUCUGUCCAAUAUGACUAAUUGGAGUAACCAGUGUCCAGUAGACGACAAUGUCUACUUCAUUACUCAACUGAUCUAUUAUACUGGAAAAAAUUACCUGAAAGAGUUCAAAUGUUGCCCGGCUAUAAAGUUCAUGUUUAAUUAGUUGUUUCACGUCUUAAUACAUAAAACUUGGCCGUAGGUAUGUCAACUUUGUAAUGCACGAGGCACCAAAACUGGCUCCGGUUUGUCGAAGUCGGAUAAGAGCUAAUUUCUGUGAAAUAAUUGGUAUUAUAAUUCGAUAACGUGUGAUCAUUAUUUAUUCGUUUCCAUUCAGUGUUAUUUAGUGUAGAGAUUUUCAAAU
This is a messenger RNA of Limulus polyphemus (Atlantic horseshoe crab), 730 nucleotides long. RefSeq lists its product as uncharacterized. Bases 113 to 532 code for a protein of 139 amino acids. The record is from RefSeq and is a predicted model, not a curated record. Lineage: Eukaryota; Metazoa; Arthropoda; Merostomata; Xiphosura; Limulidae. The transcript has 3 exons.